GCAUAUGGUCAAAACUGCAAUAUGAGUCUACGGGAAGUACCAUCAUUUCAACAAAUGCACUCUAUACAAAUCAAUUUUCGUAGUAAAAACCCGUGGAAUAUACAAAAUCUACUUAUAUCCUGAGACUAGGCUUAUCGAGGCACAGACUAGGCCGAAUUAGGUGUAAAAUGCCGCGUCGAAAAGUGAGGAAAAAGGGCUCAGCGCGGGGAGGAGACAGUAGUGAGGGAGAUACUGAGGAGACGGGCAGCGUCGUCAGCAGUCAUCUCUCCGAGCCAGACAGCAUCUUGGAGGAAGGACCUGAGCUGGCUGACAAUGUCCGUGUGGAUGAGACGGACGCACAGGAGCGCUUUGAAGAGAAGAUCAAGGAGUACAUAGACGGGACAACACAGAAGAGUGUGAAUGGACGUAAAGAUUGUCUAGAGGGACUCAAGAAAUCUCUGAGUCGGAAGGUCUUGACAGAUUUCAUAGAGCAGCGGAAAGUUACCAUCUCAGACUGUGUGGAGCGCUGCAUCAAGAAAGGCAAGAGUGAGGAGCAGGCGUUGGCUGCUAGCGUCGGUACUCUGCUCUUGAUCCAACUAGGUGCUGGGGAUGACAGUGAGGCUAUCUUCAAUGACCUCUUACCUCUCCUCAAGACCACCCUGGCAGACAAGACGGUGGCCCCAAAAGGCCGAGCUAGUUGUGCCUUGUUUCUGGGUCUGGGUUGCUUCUUAGCUGCAGACAACUACGAGACGGUGCUGGACUGCAUGGUGGCUUUGGAGCACGUGUUUAGCCUGUCGUACCUGAAGGGAGACGGCACAGUUCCCUCGCACACUCCUGCUGUCACGGCCUUGCACUGCGCUGCACUGUCCGCCUGGACGCUGUUGCUGUCCAUUGCCCCUCCCGCCCGUGUGCCCCAACUUGUUGAUAGUCAUUUAGGUAAACUUCCGACUUUGCUGCACAGUGACGAUGUGAAUCUGAGGAUAGAAGCAGGAGAGUCCAUAGCCAUGUUCUAUGAGCUAGCCAGAGAGCAGAAUGAAGACUUUGACAUGGAUAACGUUGAUGAGUUACUGGUCACCCUGCGCGGCCUUGCGACGGACAGCAACAAGUAUCGGGCCAAGAAAGACAGAAGACAGCAACGCUCCAGUUUCAGAGACAUCAUGAGGACAAUAGAGGACAAUGACAUCCCGCAUGAGAUCAUCAAGUUUGGGCCGGAGAUUCUGGAACUGGACGGUUGGGUCAAGAAGCAGCAGUACGUGGCCUUCCGUGAGGUGCUGGGCUCGGGGACCAACAUCCACCUGCAGGAGAACCUGCUGCUCCGAGACAUCUUUGGCCUGGGGGCUCCCAUCAUCACGUCGGGACCCGGUGCUCCCAAGAGAGCCAACCGUUCAGAGAGGCAUCACUACAAUUCCCAAGCCUUCAAAGCCAGAACCAAAGUCCGGAGCAAGCAACGGGACAAGCGAUCAUAUAACCCUAGUUAGCGCGUGUGAACUUCAUGUUGAAAAUAUUCAAGGCUUGAGCUUACAUACCAAGGUCAGGUGGAGACCUGACCUUGGUAUGUAAGCACAGGUGCAGUUUCUUAUUAAGUGCCCCGGCCUUAUAGCUAGUUGGCUUUUUCACUGUAUGUGAUCGAAGUCAUGCACGGAAUGUCAUUGCUGGUUUAAUGGUGUGUCAUUCUUGACUGGAUUUUCAUUAGACAGAUGGGAACCAGUCUCAAUAGACCCCACUACCAAAUGCUUCUCUGAGCUUUCAGUAUUUUUUACAGUGUGUUAUGGAUGAUAAAAGUCUAUGAUUAAGGACAAAUUGUUUUGUCCUUUUCUCGUUUUUCGUCCAAUGGUGUUCCAUUGUGUUUGCUUGAGAAUUAUUUUUUAGUGUGGCAGGUUACCACCAGCUGUGCCGAGUUGUUUGUUGGAACGGAUAUUUUUCCAGAUGAAAGAAUGAAAAUGGCAUAAUCUGGGUUGAAGAUACCUGAAAUAUGACAGAUCCCAUCAAAAUGUAGGUUGCUUUUUUUCAGACCUCCUCAGCCAUGAAUUUCAGUGAUUUGUUUUUAGUAAAAAAUAAAUGAAUGAAAAUGUUCCAUACUAGGCACACUCAGUGGGGAAAAUGAAGUUUACAGUGGCUAUAGCAGCUGAAGCAAUUCUUGAGUCUUGACAUCUUAUAUCCUUUCUUUUCAUUCUUUAGUAAAUAAUAUUUUGCUGUGAACAUCCCUUUUAUUUCUUGAGUUCUGAAAUGGAAGGGGAGGGCUGUUACAGGUGAAUCUAAUCAAAGAUUUGUACAUAUAUUAUCUUUUUAAUUAAAUUAUAUUCAGUGUUUUGUGAUAAUUGCGGAAAUUUAAAAAAAAAAUGCACUGUAAGUUUUCUUGUCCGCUAGUAUUUUUUCCCCCAGCAAAUGUUGUCUGGAGACGAUUCUGACAUAGUGAGCUUAUAAUCAUGCAGUAAAUUACCUAAAACAAAGGUUUCUAGAAAUGCAUGCUGAGGAGUAAUUCCUUGAUGCACAGUUUUCUGCAUGGUGUCAUUUUGACUCACAUUAAAGGUCACUGUUUCAGAGUUUGAAAUGUAAUGUAAUUUAAAUUGAUGCAUCAGAAUUCAAACAAGGGACACAAGUAUGCCUUUUUUUUUCAACCCAGUUGGAGGUUUUUAACCAGUUUCGGUCCAGCAAGAAAUUGUCAGGAUUUAAAAUGAAUCAAACCCCAAGAUAAUCAUCUUUGGGUCUUUUGUGUCAUGAAAGGCAACAGAAAUGUUCCAUUUUCAGGUCUGUGUCCUCAAAUCUGAAGUUUGAGCAAUAGUAUUGUAAUGAUUUGGAAAGAAGGUACAUAAUGUUGGCAUGUGCGUCCUUUAUCUUGUACUUUUGGCUCCUUGGAUAAAUACUGCGUCUCAUGCCCACUGCCAGUUAUUGUAAAAGUACCUCUCUAGUAGGCUGUGCUAUUAAAAGUCCUGCCAUUGGCUCAUGUAUGUGAAGGCAACAGGUUCAUGUUGACAUUUUACUCAGCUGAAAAAGUCUACAUGUAUAUGGGAAUGGGGGAGGGUUACCAUAUUCUCCUCUCUCCUGAAAAAUGGUUUUUGGUGAAGAGCAAGGUUUCCUUAUUGUUUGAAGAAUUUUUCCAAAUUCUUUUCCCGUUUUCUUUCACGUAAAUGUCAAUUUACUUCUUGUUUCUACAGAAUUUUUCAACAGUAAACAAAUUUGUGACAAGAACAAAAAUCAUUCAGAAUUGUUUACACUUUUCCUUGUCAAUCCCCCCACCCCAUACCCUCGGUCCCAUGCUUGUAAACUGUUGAAUUCUCCAUACACCGUUAGGUGUGCAAGCUUGGUUUGCUUUGAGUAGGUGGUUACCUGUAAUGUGUAAAAUAGCUGUUCAGUUAGGUAUUUAAGAUAAUUGUUAGUACGUAAAAUACCAAGAUAGAAAUGUGAGGUGAUUUUAAUAAACAGAAAACAUAUCUUCAUGUU
Molecule: messenger RNA, 3420 nt
Organism: Acanthaster planci (crown-of-thorns starfish)
Lineage: Eukaryota; Metazoa; Echinodermata; Asteroidea; Valvatida; Acanthasteridae
Product: interferon-related developmental regulator 2-like
Source: RefSeq, a predicted model, not a curated record